ACUGCAGGCAUGGGGUCUGUCCGAAGAGAAACUUCACUGCGUUAUCAGCGACACUGCUUCAAACAUGAAAAAGGCUUUGUCCGCCUGGAUCCUGUUUUCUCCAUCUACUGAAUCUCAUCGUAAAGAAUUCUGUUUUUCUCAAAGUGGAGUUAACCGGCUUAUCAAAAAGAUCAAGAGUCUUAUCAAGGAGUUUAGAACCCCUGCAGGUAAACGUCUACUGAAUGAAAAUCAAGCAGUAGAGGCAACUCUCAUCAGACCAGUUGCAGUGGACACGAGAUGGAACAGUUAUUACAUGAUCUUCCAGGCCUUUCAGAAUAAAAAAUAUGCAAUAACAAUCACCGCUCAAAAUGCAGAGUUAUCGUUGUCUGCAUCUCAACAGAUGACUCCUCACGAUUGGGAUCUUCUGACCAAAGCUAUUGCGGUACUGAAGCCAUUCUACAUCACCACAAAAGCGGCGGAGGGGGACAUGGUUUCUGUUUCGGAGGUUAUCCCAAAUAUAAAGAAACUGGAUUACGCUAUCAGGAGCAUAUCCUCAAGUGGAGUCGGAACUCUGAAACCCACGCUGCUUUCCGAAAUGUAAAACCAAGAGACUGAAGAAAUCCAAAGAUAGUGCAGCGAUCUAAAGAGAAUGAGUUAGAAGACCUUCGGAAUCUGAAAGUGGAG
This is a messenger RNA of Bolinopsis microptera, 663 nucleotides long. RefSeq lists its product as uncharacterized. Bases 65 to 580 code for a protein of 171 amino acids. Gene Ontology annotation, cellular component: nucleus. The record is from RefSeq and is a predicted model, not a curated record. Gene Ontology annotation, biological process: regulation of transcription by RNA polymerase II. NCBI's taxonomy places the organism in Eukaryota, Metazoa, Ctenophora, Tentaculata, Lobata, Bolinopsidae. The transcript has 4 exons.